Messenger RNA from Monoraphidium neglectum, 3450 nucleotides. Its product is annotated as Protein SERAC1. The record is from RefSeq and is a predicted model, not a curated record. Bases 1 to 3450 code for a protein of 1149 amino acids. NCBI's taxonomy places the organism in Eukaryota, Viridiplantae, Chlorophyta, Chlorophyceae, Sphaeropleales, Selenastraceae. The transcript is spliced from 7 exons.
AUGGACGUCGGGCUCGCCGCCGACCUCGCCGCGCGCCUCCACGCCGCCGUCUCCCGCGCCGCCGCCGCGGCCGCGCCCGGCGGCGCCGCGGCCGGCGCGGCCAAGGCCAAGGCGGCCGAGUGGCUCGGCCACUGGUCGCGGGACCCCGAGUCGCGGGAGGCGCUGGUGGCGCUCGGCGGCAACUCCCUAUUGGAGUUUCUGCUCAGCGUCUCCUGCGAGGACCCGAGCCCAGAGCAGGCGGCGGCAGAGUCGGUGUUGUGCGACCUCCUGGCCAGCCACCACUGCGCCGCACGCCUGCUGCAGCGCCCCGGCGCGGCGCCCGCCCUGCUGGCGCACGUCGGCAGCGGCAAGGCGUCCGAGCGGCUCGCGGGCGCGCUGGGCGGCGCGGCGGGCGGGUUUGCCGACCACGGAGUGGGCGGGGGGGCCGCGGCGCUGAGCGGCGACGACGCGCGCGCCCUGGUGAAGCUGCUCGGAAGCCGCAACGGCCAGCAGCCGGUGCUCUUCAUCGCCGCCGACGCGGCUGCGGCUGGGGAUCUCGAGUUGGCAGAUGCCGCCAUGCAGACGCUCGUCCACGCGGCGCGCGUCGGCGGGCCGCUCGUGCGGGGCGCACUGAGGCAGCUGCACCUGCUGCCGACGAUCGAGGCGCUCGCGGCGGCGCGGGACCCGAAGCUGCGCGCGCGCGCGGUGGCGGCGCUGGCGCCGCUGCUGGGGGCGGGGCUGAUGACGUCAGAGGGCGACCGCGCGGCGUGGAGGGACAGGCUGCUUGGGUGGCUGGUGGAGGGGGACGCGUUGCCCGGGACGGCGGGCGCCGCUGGCGGCGACGGCGCUGCGGCGCGAGGGGGCGAGGAGGGUGGCCGCGAGGGCGGCGGGCGGGCGGCGGCGGGGUGGCUGCCGGGGCUGGGGUGGUGGCGGCGCGGCGCGGGGGCGCGGCGGGCAGAGGAGCGGCGUGCGGACGCGGGCGCGGCGGAGCUGCGAAAGGCUUGCGUCUCCGGCCUGACAGCCUUGGCGCGCCAGGAGGGGCACGAGGGGCUGCAUGUGGCGCACCUGUGGCUGGCGCAGCUGCUGGCGCACCUCGGCGCCGGCCUCGGCCCCCAGGCCGCCCCGCCGCCUGCCGCCGCCGCUGCCGUCGGCCGCGCGGCGGGCGGCGCCACAGCGGCGCCGUCGGAGCCGCAGACCAGCGAGCAGCAGCAGCAGCAGCAGCAGCAGCAGCAGCAGCAGCAGAAGGGGGGCAGGUGGUAUCAAUGGUGGGGCCGCGCCGAGCCGCAGCAGCCGGCGCAGCAGCAGCCGGCUGUCAGGGACCCGUACUUGGAAUUGCAGCAGCAGCAGGCGGUGCGGGACGGCCUUGACCUGGGGACCCUCCGCAACACCGGUCCAGUGACCGCGGCCCAGGCCGCCGCGGCGGCGUCCGAGCUGCGCGCCGCGGCCGCGGCCGCCGCGCGCAGCUGGCGGGGCGGCGCGGCACUGGCGCUGCCGGCCGACCUGCAGCCGGGGCUGUUCACGCCGGCGGUGCUGGAGGCGUAUCCGGCGGCGGCGCGCGCAGUCGACGCUGCGCUGGCGCAGCGCGCGGCCUGCGGCGCGAUGGAGGCCCUCUGCUCCAUAGCUGCAGACAAUCCGGAGAGGCAGGAGUGGCUCUGGUCUGCAGGCGUUCUGCCCAUGCUGGAGCGCCUGUGCCUGAUUGGGGACUGUGCUGACGCGGCCGCCGGCGGCCUCGGCGGGGGCGGCAGUGGUGCUGCCGCGCGCGCGGCAGCGGCGGCGGCUGCGGCCGCGGCAGGCAGUGGCGGGGCCGCCAUUGCUCUGCAGCAGCAGCGGCAGCAGAAGCAGCAGCGCGAGCCUGGGUCAAACAUGCAGCAGCAGCACGACUCGCAGCGGCGGCGGGACCAAGAGGGCGACGAGCAUGAGCUGCGGCAGGAGCUGAAGCAGGGGCGACAGCAGAAGGAGCAGCAGCCGCAGCAGCAGCAGCGGCAGCAGCAGCAGCAGCAGGAGGAGGAGCAGCAGCGGUCGUGGUGGUCAUAUCUGCCCGGGGCAAGCAGCUUCUCAGCACGCGCCCUCUCGCCGGACCCGGGCGCCCCGCUGCCGGCGGCGGCCGCGCCCCCCGCUGGCGCCGACGCGGGUGCAGCCGGCGCGCCUGACGAGGAUGCGGCGGCCGUGGCGGCGGAGGGGCUCGCGUCGGGGCUUGAGCUGGUCGCGGCAGCCGAAGAGGCGCCGCCGCCGGCGGUGGCGCUCGGCUUUGAGGAUGCGAUGUUGGGCCUGGGCCGGCAGGCGGCGCGGCUGCUGUCCGGCGCGGCGCUGCUGCCGGGGCCGGCGGGGCACGUGGCAAAGGGGCCGUGGCUGCGGUGGCUUCGGGACGCGGCGGCGUCGGACGACUGCAGGCUCUCCAGCUAUGCCACCUGCGCCCUGCUGCACCUCGAGGCCUGCCUCCACCACCACCCCGCCAGCGCCGCCGCGCCGCCGCCCGGCGCCGCCGUGCUCAGCGCGCUGGGGGCGCAGGCGACGGCGGAGAUCGCGGCGAUCUUCGAGGAGCUGUGGCCGUUCGGCUCCCACUCAGAUAACGCAGCCGCCGCCGGCGGCGGCGGCGGCGGCGGCAGUAGCAAGGGCGGCGGCGCGGCGUGGCGGCCCGUGGUGAGCUAUGCGGAUGGGGUGCAGCUUCUGGUGCCUUCUGACCCCCGCCACUGGGCGCUGGUGAGGCAGCAGCCGGCCAGCCUGAUGGGGUCGCUGACCGCGGCGGCCAGCGCCGCGCUCGCAAACGCCGCCGAGGAUCUCGGGCAGAGCGACUUUGGCGGGGGCCCCGGCGGCGGCGGCGCCGCGGGCGCCGCGGGCGCGGUGCUGGGGUCGAUGGCGGAGGACGACGGGGCUGCGGUGCGGCGCGCGCGCAGCCAGCACCUCGCGCGCGCGCUGGCGGGCGCGGCGGCGGGCGCGAGGGCGGCGGCGAGAGCGCUGCGCGGCGAGGAGGCGCUGCAAGACGCCGGCCUGACUCACCAGGCGCCUGACGGCGCCACCGGCAGUGGCGACGCGGCGCCCGUGGGCGAACAAGCCAACGGCGCCCCGCCCUGCAGCCGCCCACCGCCGCCGCCGCUGAUCGGCCCGGAGCCGCACAGGGAGGAAGCCGCCGCGCAGCUGCCGGAGUACGAUGUGGUGUUCAUCCACGGCGUGCGGGGCGGGCCGUUUGUGACGUGGCGGCGGGGGGACGUGCUGGGGCGCGGCGCGGCGCGGCGCAACCUGACGCACGGCGACUGCUGGCCGGCGGCGUGGCUGGCGCCGGACCUGCCGGGGGCGCGGCUGCUGAGCAUCGAGUACCACGCCCCCGUGACCGGGUGGGAGGGGGAGUCGCUGUCUGUCCCCGAGAAGGCGCGGGUGGUGCUGGACAAGCUGCUGCGCGCGGGGGUGGGGGCGCGGCCGGUGGUGUUCGUCACACACAGCAUGGGCGGGCUCAUGGUCAAGGAUGCCAGAUGA